AUGGCCCCGGCAAUGAAGUCCGCGAUGAAGUCCAAGGCCAUGAAGGCUGCCAAAGCCAUGACCAAGAGCCAGCUUGCCGACCAGCUCGCUACCAAGUCGGAGCUCAAGAAGAAGGAAGUCCUGUCGGUCCUGCAGAACCUUUCCGAGAUCGGUGCCAGCGAGGUCACCACCACCGGCAAGUUCGUUCUCCCAGGGCUUUGCAUGAUCAAGACUCGUGUGAAGCCUGCGACGAAGGGUGGCACCCGUAUGAUGUUCGGCAAGGAGGUGCAGGUCAAGGCGCAGAAGGCGAAGACGAUUGUGAAAGCCACGCCGGUGGCGGCACUCAAGAGCCAGGCCAUGAAGGCUGCCAAAGCCAUGACCAAGAGCCAGCUUGCCGACCAGCUCGCUACCAAGUCGGAGCUCAAGAAGAAGGAAGUCCUGUCGGUCCUGCAGAACCUUUCCGAGAUCGGUGCCAGCGAGGAGGUGCAGGUCAAGGCGCAGAAGGCGAAGACGAUUGUGAAAGCCACGCCGGUGGCGGCACUCAAGAGCCAGGUAUAG
Symbiodinium sp. CCMP2592 is the source of this 537-nucleotide messenger RNA. The record is from the annotation of a GenBank genome assembly. NCBI's taxonomy places the organism in Eukaryota, Dinophyceae, Suessiales, Symbiodiniaceae.